AUGGGAAACCCUUAUAUCAAGUAUGAAUCGAACACGGGUGGUCGUCAACGUCAAUUAUCGAAUAGUAGUACAUCGUCUGCUGAAAAGAUUUAUUCUUUUGUGGCUAUUCCUGGUACCAACCAAAAGAAACGACCUCGUAGACGUUAUGAUGAGAUUGAACGACUUUACCACUGCAAGUGGCCUGCUUGUACUAAAGCCUAUGGCACUUUAAAUCAUUUGAAUGCUCAUGUCAGUAUGCAGAAACAUGGACCUAAGAGACAUCCAGCUGAAUUUAAAGAGAUGAGAAAAGAAUGGCGUCGACAAAAGAAGGAAAGAGAAGCUAAUAAAAAAGCCAAUCAUCCGACAACAACAGUAGAGACAGAAGACAUGUCCUUUAAUAAUUUCCAAUCGUAUGGUCCAUUACCCACUGGCACAAUAGAAUUUUACUAA
Mucor mucedo is the source of this 429-nucleotide messenger RNA. RefSeq lists its product as uncharacterized. The coding region runs from base 1 to 429 and encodes 142 amino acids. The transcript is spliced from 2 exons. The record is from RefSeq and is a predicted model, not a curated record. Gene Ontology annotation, biological process: regulation of DNA-templated transcription. NCBI's taxonomy places the organism in Eukaryota, Fungi, Mucoromycota, Mucoromycetes, Mucorales, Mucoraceae.